This is a messenger RNA of Maudiozyma barnettii, 2538 nucleotides long. RefSeq names its product forkhead family transcription factor FKH2 (gene FKH2). Gene Ontology annotation, molecular function: protein binding; DNA-binding transcription factor activity, RNA polymerase II-specific; RNA polymerase II cis-regulatory region sequence-specific DNA binding. NCBI's taxonomy places the organism in Eukaryota, Fungi, Ascomycota, Saccharomycetes, Saccharomycetales, Saccharomycetaceae. Gene Ontology annotation, biological process: regulation of transcription by RNA polymerase II. The record is from RefSeq and is a predicted model, not a curated record. The coding region runs from base 1 to 2538 and encodes 845 amino acids. The transcript has a single exon.
AUGUCAACUUACAAUUAUAUCUAUCAAAACCCUCAUACUCCUCAGGAAUAUCAAAGUUUGAUAAAUACGGUAAUAUCUUUAUUGGUUGAACCUGAACAACAUACUACAGUAAUGAAAACUUAUGCAAAUGAUAAAAAUUUAGCUAGUGAAGUUCAAGCUUAUGCAAAGUUAGCAGGUAGAGAUUGGACAUUUUAUGUUAAAAAUUUAAAUAUUAUCAUUGGUAGAAACACAGACAACGUUUUGACUAAUAGUACUAACGCAAACACAAAUCAAAUAUUAGAACCUGAUUCAAACGUUGAUAUCGAUUUAGGCCCAGGGAAAGUAGUUUCGAGGAAACAUGCUACAAUAAUAUUUAAUACAGAGAAAGGUGGUUGGGAAUUACAUGUUCUAGGUAGAAAUGGUGCAAAAGUAAAUUUUGAAAGAGUACAUACUGGUCAAGAAUAUCCUGCUGUGAAAUUAUCGUCGGGGACAAUCCUAGAUAUUGGUGGUACGCAAAUGAUGUUUAUCCUACCUGAUACGGAACCUAUUAUUUCCGAUUCAACUUUUGAAGCAUUAAUGCCAAGAUUGUUAAGUGCUAUGGGUACAUCGGGACAAAGUAAUAACCAAUUACUGAAUGAAAUAAUUAGAAAUUCGAUAUAUGUUAGACAACAGCAACAACAAUUACAAGAAGUACAACGUGAACAAAGAGCCUCCAAUGCAAUAAAUCAAACACGAACUUUUAAAAUGUAUGGGAAUAGUUCAAAUUUACCAUAUCCAAAUGGUACUCAAUUCAUACAUCAAAAUUUACCCGCUCAUUCAAAUGGUAAUGCAUUCACCAAUGGAUUAGAAGGUUCAACAAACUUGAUGGGUAACGAUUUUAAAAACCAUAGUAAAUCAUCAUCAUCUGCAUCAGGUUCAUCAACUUCUUCAAGAUUUCAUAAUUCUUUAUCAAUAAGUGGAUUUCCUCAUGCCAUUGAUUUUGCAUCUGAUUUAUCUAGAGAUGAAAAUAAAACUGUGAAACCACCACAUUCCUAUGCAACAAUGAUUACUCAGGCUAUCCUAUCAAGCAAAGAAGGUAUAAUCUCCCUUGCUGACAUUUAUAAAUUUAUUGCAUCAAAUUAUGCUUAUUAUAGAUUUGCAAAGACAGGAUGGCAAAAUUCAAUUAGACACAAUUUAUCCUUAAAUAAAGCGUUUGAAAAAGUACCAAGACGUCCGAAUGAACCUGGGAAAGGUAUGAAAUGGAGAAUUAGUGAAGCUUUUCAAAAAGAUUUUAUUGAUAAAUGGAAUAGUGGUAAUUUAUCAAAAAUUAAACGUGGUUCAUCCGUUAUCAGACAAUUACAAUUACAUAUGUCCAAAUAUAACAGUUUACCAAUUCAAAGAUUUCCAGAACAAAAUUCAAAUAACUAUAAAUCAGAUGAAAAUAGUAAUGACGGCAUGGAAUCGAACAACCCUGUUCCACGGUCUAACCACAACAAAUCCAAUAAUAAUAGUAAUGUUGAUUUCCAAUUACCAAAUUUGCCUAAAAGUUCUAAAACUAAUUCAAAUUCUAAUGAAUCACAAAAUCAACUACCACAAAUGAUAAAUAACAACGGUAACAAUAUGAGUAAUUUGCAGAAUAUGGGGGAUAUAAUUAAAAUUAAUCAACAAAAUUCUAAAAAUUUACCGAUUCAAGAGAUCAAUUAUCAGAACGUCUUCCAAUCUGAAAACAAUAAAGAUAAUUUUAAUAAUAACCUAAAGGUCCAGUUAGAGAACCCAAACGGAGGAUUAAAUAGGUCAAACAACCCAAAUAUCAAUGUAAAUUUUAAUGCUAACAACAAUGCCCUGGUGUCAUUCAAUAAUGCAUCUUAUGGUUCUUCAUCUAGUGGGCCAUCAUCAACCAAUAAUUCGAACACAACUGCAACAACAGUAUCAUCUUUAAACAGUACUGAUAUAAAAAAAGAGACUAAGUUGGAUAAUAUUGAGAAUAGCGACGUUAUUCUACCUAAUAUACGAACAUCAUUGUAUCAAACAACGAUGUUACCAGCUAAUCAGAUUAAUCUCUCGAAUUCUGCAGCACCAGCAUUGAACACUAAUGGUUCAAAUACUUACGAUUCCUUAUUGAGAUCGCCUUCGAAAUCAUUUCAUAUUACUGCCAUGGAGGCGUACACGCCAGAGAGAGGCAGUACUAUACAGAGUAACAAGUCUCCGAAACAAGAAAAUGCGAGCAAUCCCAACAUGAAACCGGACAUGGAUACACUUAGCAUUAAAAAUUUGAAUCCAAGAUUUACACCAUCUACAGCCAAGUCACAAGGCCAUGUUAAAAGUUCCCCUGGUGUCCUGAAUUUGUUGCAAUUUAGUUCGGUUAAUAACACACCAAAACUUGAUACUUUAAAUGGUAAUAGUAACGAGGAAAGAAAUAAAAUGGGUAAUACUACAGAUAUUGAAAAUGAUUCUGCCAAAGAUUUAGUAUCUUCACCUAUCAAAAGACCUGAAAUGUCGAAUGAUGCGAAGGGUCCAAAAAUUAAUAAGGAUUUAAUUUUAGAUACCGACAAUGCUAAAGUAACAAUUGUCAAUGAAUAA